AUGGCACUUUCCGCAACAACAGAAGAUUUUUACAAUACAAUAAUUGAAAAUGUUUUAGAUCAAAUUAAAAGAAACCCAGAAAAUUCUUCACUACAAGAAACCACUCUUCAAAAUUUUAAAUCCUCUUGAUUAAGAAAUCUAAAUCAGAUCAUGCGGCCUCCAGUCAUCCGUCAUGUAAUUUUUAACUAGAACUUACUAUUCGCAAAUCCAAAGAUUUCAAAGCCAAAAAAAAAUUUCCCUAAAAACGAAGAAUACUUCAAAUCCCCUGCGCAAAAGCAAGAGCAAGAAAUAAAAAAUCCUCCAAUCCCACAAAUUCCAAUGAAGCAAGAAGUAAUCACUAAGCCACAGAGUGAUUCAGAAAGUUCUAAUGAAGAUGAAGAAGAAUCAGACGAAGAACAAAAUGAAGCUGAGCUGGAAUUCCAAAAAUAUAUUGUUUUAAUAUAAAUUUCUCAGUAAAUAUUAUUAAUUGAUUUAUUAUAACCAAAAAGGAGUCUAUGAUGAAAAACCUGCGAAAAUUAGUAUACAAAAAUUUAGGAAAAAAUGCCCAAGAAAUCGAGCCAUCUGAAGAGGAAGAAGAAGAGGAAGAUUUAGGCGAUAUUAGUGAUGAGGAUACCAAUAUUUUGAUUCCAGAAACUAAAGAUGUUAUGUAUUGCUCUUAUGACAAGGUAAGCUGAUAAUUAGGUAGCAAGAACUGGAGACAGAUGAAAAGUUCUUUUGAAAAGAUGUGUGCUUAAAAUGGGCAGAAGUAAGGAAUUUUUUUACCAUAGAGGGUUUUGUGAUGUUGAUUUUGAGCAGUCAUAA
Blepharisma stoltei is the source of this 801-nucleotide messenger RNA. The record is from the annotation of a GenBank genome assembly. NCBI's taxonomy places the organism in Eukaryota, Ciliophora, Heterotrichea, Heterotrichida, Blepharismidae.